AUGUUGUCGGCUCGCCAGAUUGUCCAAAAACCCGUGGCUCGUGGGUUGGCCACGGCCUCAAAGUUGACCAGAGACUCCAAAGUACACCAGAAUUUGUUGGAGGACCACUCAUUCAUUAACUACAAGCAGAACGUGGAAAAUGUGGAUAUCGUGAGAAAGAGACUGAAUAGACCACUCACUUACGCGGAAAAGAUCUUGUAUGGUCAUCUUGACAACCCUCACGGGCAAGACAUCGAGCGUGGUGUGAGUUACUUGAAGCUAAGACCAGACCGUGUUGCCUGUCAGGAUGCUACCGCUCAAAUGGCCAUUCUACAAUUCAUGUCUGCCGGUUUGCCCCAAGUAGCCAAGCCUGUGACUGUGCACUGUGACCAUUUGAUCCAAGCGCAAUUGGGAGGUGAAAAGGACUUGAAAAGAGCCAUUGACCUCAACAAGGAAGUGUUUGAUUUCUUAGCCACUGCCACUGCCAAAUACAACAUGGGUUUCUGGAAGCCCGGUUCCGGUAUCAUUCACCAAAUCGUGCUAGAGAAUUACGCAUUCCCAGGUGCUUUGAUUAUUGGUACCGAUUCGCACACACCUAACGCCGGUGGUUUGGGUCAACUGGCCAUCGGUGUCGGUGGUGCCGAUGCCGUCGACGUCAUGUCCGACUUGCCAUGGGAAUUGAAGGCUCCACAAAUCCUCGGUGUUAAAUUGACCGGCAGAAUGAGUGGCUGGACCUCGCCUAAGGAUAUUAUCCUAAAGCUUGCCGGUAUUACCACCGUCAAGGGUGGUACUGGUAAGAUCGUCGAAUACUUCGGUGAAGGUAUCAACACCUUCUCUGCCACCGGUAUGGGUACCAUCUGUAACAUGGGUGCCGAAAUCGGUGCCACUACAUCUGUCUUCCCUUACAACAACUCCAUGGUUGACUACUUGAAAGCCACCAAGCGUGGUGAAAUCUCUGAGUUUGCCGACUUGUACCACAAGGACUUGUUGUCUUCUGAUAAAGGUGCCGAAUACGAUGAAGUUAUCGAAAUUAACUUGAGCGAGUUGGAACCUUAUAUCAACGGUCCAUUCACCCCUGAUUUGGCCACUCCUAUCUCUGCUAUGAAAGAGGUUGCUGUUAAAAACAACUGGCCAUUGGACGUCAGAGUCGGUUUAAUCGGUUCUUGUACCAACUCUUCUUAUGAAGAUAUGUCUCGUGCCGCUUCUAUUGCCAAGGACGCUGCCGCUCAUGGCUUGAAGGCGAAGUCUUUGUUCACUAUCAGUCCUGGUUCUGAACAAGUUAGAGCCACCAUUGCUCGUGACGGCCAAUUGCAAACUUUCCAAGACUUUGGUGGUGUUGUUAUGGCAAACGCUUGUGGUCCAUGUAUUGGUCAAUGGGAUCGUCAAGAUAUCAAGAAGGGUGACAAGAACACUAUUGUGUCUUCUUUCAACAGAAACUUCACCUCCAGAAAUGACGGUAACCCAGAAACUCACUCUUUCGUUGCAUCUCCUGAAAUCACUACCGCUAUAGCUAUUGCCGGUGACUUGAGAUUUAACCCUAUGACCGACAAAUUGAAGGACAAGGAUGGUAACGAGUUCAUGCUAAAACCUCCAACUGGCCUAGGUUUGCCAACAAAGGGCUACGAUGCUGGUGAGAACACUUACGAAGCUCCUCCUUUAGAGCGCUCCAACGUUGAAGUCAAAGUUUCUCCAACCUCAGACCGUCUGCAGCUAUUGAAACCUUUCGAUGCCUGGGAUGGUAAGGACCCAUCUGAUCUACCAAUUUUGAUCAAGGCUUUGGGUAAAACCACCACUGACCAUAUUUCUAUGGCUGGUCCAUGGUUGAAAUACCGUGGUCACUUGGAAAACAUUUCCAAUAACUAUAUGAUUGGUGCUAUCAACGCCGAGAACAAGAAGGCUAACAGUGUUAAGAACUUCUACACUGGCGAGUACGCCGGUGUUCCAGACACCGCUAGAGCUUACAAAAAGCAGGGCCAAAAGUGGGUUGUUGUUGGUGGAGAGAACUUUGGUGAAGGUUCUUCCCGUGAACACGCUGCUUUGGAACCAAGAUACUUAGGUGCUUAUGCAAUCAUCACCAAAUCCUUCGCUCGUAUUCACGAAACUAAUUUGAAGAAGCAAGGUUUGCUACCAUUGACAUUCGCUCAGCCAGAAGCUUACGAUAGAAUUAACCCAGAUGACCUAAUUGAUCUCGUAGGUGUUAAGGGAUUAGCUCCAGGAAAGCCAAUCACCAUGAGAAUGAAGACUAAAGCUGGCGAAACUUGGGAGACACCUUUGAACCAUACUUUCAACAGUGAACAGAUCGAAUGGUUCAAGGCCGGUUCUGCUUUGAACAGAAUGGCCCUAGACAAAUAA
Molecule: messenger RNA, 2331 nt
Organism: Lachancea nothofagi CBS 11611
Lineage: Eukaryota; Fungi; Ascomycota; Saccharomycetes; Saccharomycetales; Saccharomycetaceae
Source: the annotation of a GenBank genome assembly